Molecule: messenger RNA, 812 nt
Organism: Zerene cesonia (dogface butterfly)
Lineage: Eukaryota; Metazoa; Arthropoda; Insecta; Lepidoptera; Pieridae
Exons: 1
Coding region: 156-707 (183 amino acids)
Source: RefSeq, a predicted model, not a curated record
CUUAGGGGGCCAAUGUCAAACGCUCGGUCAGAAUAUCGAUGACACAUCCGGAGUCUGCGGAAACUCAAAAAUCACAUGUUUAUAUCCCUACCUAUAUAUACGGUUUCGGCAAUUGUGUCAGCAUCAUUCGGUAGCCAACCGUCGAAGUAACAACAAUGAAUACCUUUGUGUGUGUUCUCUUGCUCGCAGCCGUUGCGGUGGCUGAGCCGCCUAGGUACAGAUUCAGAUCAGCGAGGCAAGAGGUUGAAGGCAGCGGCGGUGACGCGCCUUACCCCGCAGCUGGAUGGAAACCAGCAAAGGCGUUUGACUUACCAACGCGCCAAGAAGUUCCACCGUCCACUUCUUACGGCGUCCCAGCUGACAGCUACGGUGCUCCCUUCAAUACAUACGCACCACCGCAGCCAGAAUAUGGAGUUCCAGAAGAACCUAAAGAAAACGGAGAAGCUGAAGACGUCGAGCAAAAAGAAGAAACGAACGCGAAACUCGAAGAGGCGCCUAAGAACGAUGCUGAAGUAAUCAGCUCUCAAGGUGCUUACUACGUUUUGCUACCAGGGUCGCAGCUUCAAAGAGUUCAAUUCCAAACUGAGAAUGACAUCAGGAACAUGGCAUAUACAGCAAAGCUGCAAUACAAGAGCGAGGAUAGAGCUCCAAUUUUCGUUUACACCGUACCACAGAUACAGAAUGCGGCAUACGUGCAGUUGAUAUGAUUGGUCUUUACUAUAGUGUAUCGUUACAAAUGAACGCUUCGUAGUGAAGGGAUUGGCUGAACAUCAGGUCAACCAAUUACAACCGAUAUUGCACUGUACCAUGUC